AUGCCCAAGAACAGAGACAAACGUCGUUUGGACAAAAACGAAUCGGUGAAUUCGGUAUUGCUCGAAGCAUACACUGUCGUUAUGGACAGAGUCAAGCAGCACAAAGGAAGAUCCAACCGAGUAGAAACAAAGAAGAGAGCACGAUGGCGCGCGCGAGACAAAGGAGAUGCGAGGCUACGGGAGCACACACGAGCAGAUGGCCGGGCAGGUCGUUCGACGCGGUCCAGAGCCGUUCGUACAACUUUUCAUCAUCGCACCACGGCCGCAUGCCGGUAUUGCCUUGGGGGGGGCCUUUGCCGCCAGCCAUUUCUUCCACACGCGCCAACAAUGGCGUCGUCCCUGGCACGUCCCGGGAUAAACGACAGCCUCUCCCUCUGCGUCGGCGCGAACCAGUCGACCAGACCGGCCCCCAUCAUUCAUUCCCUGCCCUGCGCAGCCGUGAUUCCUGUACCCGGGGGCGCGCACGCUGGGGGCCGACCGAGGCCACUCAGCCGGCCGCCGACAGGCCCACGAUGUCACUCGCCAGGAGGCACGGAGGUUUGGCGCCCGCACGUCGUCAGUGGGAAAUCGAAGGCAAGGCGCGGCGCAGGCAAAGGACGGAGAGUGGCAGCGAGGCGAGGCGGUGCACGGAUUGCUUCGGGAACCACCUAA
This is a messenger RNA of Purpureocillium lilacinum, 651 nucleotides long. NCBI's taxonomy places the organism in Eukaryota, Fungi, Ascomycota, Sordariomycetes, Hypocreales, Ophiocordycipitaceae. The record is from RefSeq and is a predicted model, not a curated record.